Molecule: messenger RNA, 2407 nt
Organism: Amphibalanus amphitrite
Lineage: Eukaryota; Metazoa; Arthropoda; Thecostraca; Balanomorpha; Balanidae
Product: xaa-Pro aminopeptidase 3-like
Exons: 8
Coding region: 139-1740 (533 amino acids)
Cellular component (GO): mitochondrion
Molecular function (GO): metalloaminopeptidase activity; manganese ion binding
Source: RefSeq, a predicted model, not a curated record
AUCACAACCACCGCCACGGGUUGCAUUGCAUCAGAUGCUUUCGGAGGAAAGUUUUCCUCACAGAAUUACUGCCAACUCCUUCAAUUUGUUUGGAAGCAAUUUCAAGGUCACAGCGAGUCUGGCGCAGUAAGAGCAAACAUGGCGCACGCGAUGGAGCAGGUUAGGAGAUUUUUUGCUCCAUUUUUAGCGAAAAGCAACAUUUCUAGAAGAAUAUGCAUUCAACAUAUAAGAGAGUUAUCUACAUCACACCUUCUGUACAGAUGUCUAAGCCACCAGACAUCUGUCAAGUCAGCGUCUCCCCUUCAGACCUCAUAUGGCCAGCCGUUCAACUGCACACACCCUCAUCUGAUGAAGGAGGGAGAGGUGACGCCGGGUCUGACGGCUGACGAGUUCGCCGACCGUCGGCGUCGUCUGAUGGAGCUGCUGGCCCGCCAGGCGCCGCAGCAGCAGCCUCCUCAGCACCAGGUGGUGAUCGUGCCGGCGGCGCGCGUCAGCCACCUCUCUGAGGACAUCCCGCACCCGUUCCGGCAGGCCACCGACCUGCUCUACCUGAGCGGAUGUCAGGAGCCGGAGGCGGUGCUCGUGCUGCACUCAGAGCCGGGCCGGCCGCCGCCCGAGCACACCGCCACGCUGUUCGUGCAGCGCAACACCGCACACCGUCAGCUGUGGGAGGGCGGCUGCACGGGCCCGGCCGCCGCGCCCGCCAUGCUGGGUGUGGACCGGGCGGCCGGGACUGCCGAGCUCGGCCGCUAUCUCGAGUGUCUGGCCGCCGACUGGGCGGGCACCGGCACGGCGGCAGUCUGGUUCGACUUCUCUGCAGUGGAUGUGCACGGACCGCUGAGUGGUACCGUGAGGGAUCUGGUGACAUCCCUCCGCGGCGCUGCUCUGGAGUCACCACGCCGUGCCAUCCAGAGUCUGCGCCUGGUGAAAUCUACAGCCGAACAGCGACUGAUGCGGAAGGCCGCCCGCUGCGCCUCCGCCGCCAUACGGGACGCCAUGGCGGCCUCCCGUCCCGGGGUCUCCGAGCACGAACUGUACGCCCGCGUGGAGUUCGGGGCGAGAAUGCGCGGUGCUGAGCGGCUGGCCUACCCUCCAGUGGUGGCCGGUGGUGAUCGCACCAACGUGAUCCACUACACCAACAACAACCGGACGGUGGACGACGGCCAGCUGGUGCUCAUGGACGCAGGCUGUGAGCUGCACGGCUACUGUAGUGACAUUACCCGCACCUGGCCGGUGAACGGUGUCUUCUCCCGCCAGCAGAAGCUGCUCUACAACACCCUGCUGGAGGUACAGGAGGCGCUCAUCGACGUGGUGCGGACGUCGCGGCCCUCGCUGGACGGCCUGUACGGUCACAUGUUCAGGAUGCUCUCUGAGCGUCUGGCAGACCUCGGCUUGGUCGGCUUCAACCGCGAGAAGGGACAGCUCUUCAGGUCUGUGCAGCGGUUCUGCCCGCACCACGUCGGCCACUAUCUGGGGAUGGACGUUCACGACACGGGUCUGAUCCCUAAAAACCUGCCGCUCCAGCCGGGCAUGGUCAUCACCGUCGAGCCAGGUCUGUAUAUCCCGGCGGCCGACACGAGCAGUCCGGAGGAGUUCCGCGGCAUGGGCUUCCGCAUCGAGGACGACAUCCUCAUCACGGAGACGGGCUGCGAGGUGCUCUCCGAGGAGUGUCCCAAGACGGUGGACGCCAUCCAGCGCGCGGUGGGCGGCCCCUCACCGACCGACUUUUCAGCGGUAUAGCCGGCCGGUCACUACCUCUCCUUGGUUAGUCGACUUUGGAGGCGCGAACGUGAGCGAGGCGGCAGAAAGGAUCGAGCGGAGAAGAUAGGUCCAUCCGAGACCGACCCGCCGCUCCCACAUCUCAGGAUGAACGAGGCGUGUUUGGUUAUGCGUGUUUGGUGCGUGUUUUGCUAUCCGUGUUUGGUGCGUGUUUUGUAAUGUGUGCGAGUGUGCGUUUUACCACAGGCUGUGGCAGUGCCGUUGUAUACAGUUCUAUUUUGAUUGACUGUGAAAGUGGGGUCAAUGUAUCUACGCGUGCGUUGUAUGUGGAUGUGUUUUGAUACGACAGUUUAGGAGUCUCUCGGUAUUGUAAAAGCGCAUAACCUGAACCCGGUUUUCUUCCCCCAGUAGUCUGUAAGUGUUCAGUCUUGUUACCUCUAAAGCCUUGGAAAAAUAUAGGCAAAACAACUUUGUACUUACCACCCUAGGAUCGUACGCAACCUGCGUGCCAUGCAACCGAACCCGGCUGUGCCCGAAUGCUUGCCCGUUUCGACAUAUUUUGAUUAUUAUAGGUGCCAAUAUGCGCCAGUCAUCUGGUGCGGUAAAUGAGGGUAUCGGUUUGCUGUGUAUUUUGUGUGAGCCUCAUAUCGGAUAAGGGUAAAAUGGAAAUGCACGUGACGAUGACAAA